Messenger RNA from Fusarium musae, 399 nucleotides. RefSeq lists its product as uncharacterized. The record is from RefSeq and is a predicted model, not a curated record. Bases 1 to 399 code for a protein of 132 amino acids. NCBI's taxonomy places the organism in Eukaryota, Fungi, Ascomycota, Sordariomycetes, Hypocreales, Nectriaceae. The transcript is spliced from 2 exons.
AUGUCUGUUGACCAAGUCUUUCGGUCAUGGUACAAGGGCGAUGCUGCGACGCAAGAGGCCUUCAAAUCUGUGAAGAAACACUUCGAACAGAGCAACUCGUUAAGUAGUGACGAGAAGGCUCUUUUGGGGAAGAAGUCGUCAUUGCAAGACGUUGAAAAGGCAGUCAGCGAUGCUUUCGCAAAGUACGAAGCUAGGAGCGAAGCUUCAAAAACACGGAAAUGGCUACAAAAGGCUUCUGAAUCAAUAUGCCAUUAUGGUCAAGUACUCGAUGUAUUCGUUCAGCAUCAUCCCGAAUACGUCUCCUUGGCCUGGGGACUGAUGAAGGUCAUGUUUAUGGUAAGUCGGCUUAGUCUCCACGCCGAACCGGAUAUCUCACCAUCGUGUAAUAGAGCGUGGUAA